ACGUGUGAACGCAGCAAAGAACAGACUUUCAGAGUAUAUUUGGAGCAUACCUGUGGUCACAUUCGUUGCCUUACAUGUUUGUAUUGGCAGUGUGGCCCUCGUGGCCUGCUUCUUUUGUCUAUUCUGCCAUUUAGUUUCUCUCUCAUGUGGCCUUCCAAAUUAUAAUAGCAACUCUAUGGACCGAUACAGAGUCUCCUUGUGUUGCAGGUGGCGUUAGCCGCCUGAUCGUCGUUUUCCUGUGAGAUGAUUGGACUGAGUGACUGUACGUGGAGGUUUUGCGCCAUGUUGGAUAGUCAGUCCGUUUCUUAGCAGCGGGCGUCAAGCCGUCACAGAGGCAACAUCUCCGUCAUUCAGAAUUAGUGCUGCUUCACCGCCACUCACCCUCGUCGCAUUGGUAGCCGAGGGAGACGAGACAGGGCUCACAUCAAGAGUUUUGGAAUGAACCUGCAGCCUGCCGGAAGUUGUUGAGGCAGAAGAGUCCUGUGAUUCCCCGCAACAGAAGGUCUAAAUGCAUUGACUCUUAUAUUCGUGGGUAACCUGUUCGCAAACACACUUCUGCAACAGACAAAAUCUCGACUCCCUUUUUUGUUUUCUGCUUUUGAAACAAAAAAGGGAUAGAGGGGAAAAGACAAGGAUAGAAACUGGCAAUUGUUGAGAAAAACAAAUGAGACGCAAUUCUGUCUUCUGCGAAACAAAAGAAAGCAUUCAAAGGAAAGAAGACGUUGUUGAAGGAAUUGUUACUGUUAUAUUGUUUUACAGAAGCAAGGAGAUUGUUGACUGAUACAGCCAGCUUUUCGGAAUAGAAAAGAAAUAUUGUUAAGACAAUUCAGAAGGCCUACAGAUUGAAUGAAAUUAAACGGUUUGAAAUAAAGGAGAAAUACAAAGGCCGUGACUUAACAGAUAUUUCAACACAGCCAAAUAAUUUAUGGUGUUCUAAUUUAUUUUUGUAAUAGAAAAAAUAAGAAAUUUGUGAAUUGUUGGAUAUUUGUGGGUACCUGGAAGCAAGUACUUAACAGAGGCAAGCUCAGGGUAAGGAGAUAAAGCUGUGAUAUUAGUUUUAAAAACAAAAUGGGUGCGGAAGUGUGGAGCACAUGUGGACCGCGAGCCGUUGACGGCAGAGGUGUUAAGCUGAAGACUUUGUAAGGAGCUGUUCGUCCAGGAAGGACCUGUUCAUAACUGCACAAUGGAAGGGAUAGCAGUAACAACGCAUAGCCCAUUUUUGCUGGAAGCCUUCUCUCCAGAGGUUCUUUGGCUCGUCGUCGUUGGCUUCGCAACGGCAUUCGUCUUGGCUUUCGGCAUCGGAGCCAACGAUGUUGCCAAUUCUUUCGGAACAUCUGUGGGAUCGAAAGUGCUUACUGUGAAGCAGGCCUGCUUCUUGGCAACAGUGUUCGAAAUCGCAGGAGCUGUGCUAAUUGGGUACAAGGUGUCGGACACGAUGAGGAAAGGCAUCUUGGAUGUCUCCCUAUAUGAGGGAACAGAGAAGGAACUUAUGUUAGGCUGCCUGGCCUCUUUGGUGGGCAGUGCAAUAUGGCUGAUGGUUGCCACUUUCUUCAAGCUGCCAAUUUCUGGCACCCACAGUAUUGUUGGCGCUACUGUUGGCUUCUCGUUGGUCUGUCGUGGAACUGAAGGCCUCCAUUGGACAACCCUAGGGACUAUAGUGGGAUCGUGGUUCAUUUCACCCGUCCUCUCCGGCCUGAUGUCCGUGGUGCUCUUCAAGCUCAUCCGCCAUUUCAUACUUUUCACACCGCACCCCCUGGUGCCUGGCCUACGAGCCCUACCCUUCUUCUACGGGAUAACUAUUCUUGUCAAUGUCUUCUCCAUUGUCCACAAUGGGCCCAAAUUGCUGUACUUUGACUACAUUCCAUGGUGGGGGGCACUGCUUAUCAGUAUAGCUGUGGGAUUAAUCUCCAUGCUGCUUGUCCAGUUUCUCCUGGUGCCAUAUGAGAAGAAGCGAGUCGUUGAACUCAUCAGGAAACAAAAGGGGCGAGGCGUCAGUUUUUCAUUCGGUGAUUCGACAGAAUCUUCACGGGACCCAAGCCCCAAGACUUCACGAGCCAUUUCAACAGAUGAUAUCAAGAAGCCACUGCCAAGUAUCACUGAGACGAGCGAACUGGACAAACAAGUGUUGACACUGACCGACAACAAUGAGAUGGUGCAGUUCCCUCCUGUUGUCUCGACAAAUGGGACCAAUAAGGCUGCCAGCCCCCACACAUAUUGCUUCCCUGUCGCACAGAUGAACAGAGCCACGACAAAAUCAAAUGGCUAUCUGCUGGCUGAAACAGCCCUCACUUCCACAAAGAACAAGGAGACUGCUUCUCAUGUUGAUGCUGAGAAUCUCAUAACGUCCAUGCCUGGAAAUGGCACCUUGCAGAUUAUGGGCCAGCCGCAGCCCCCACAGAAACAGCAGUCUUCACAGCACCUUCUUCCUGAACCUCUGCGACCAGGAAGUGGUCAAGUCACUCCCGUGUUUGGUCUGUCUCCCAAUAGCAGUGCAGUGCCUCUGAUUAAAGAACGUGUAACAGACGACAAGUUUGACCCUGAAGUAGCUGCUUCGAAGAUGGAAGAAACAGCAAAGGAGGAUCCUCCUGAGGUUGCCAAACUUUUUUCAUUCCUUCAGAUCCUGACUGCGACAUUUGGAUCAUUCGCACAUGGGGGAAAUGAUGUAAGCAAUGCUAUUGGUCCGCUGAUAGCGUUAUGGUUGAUCUACAAGGAGGGCUCUGUGCAGCAGCAGUCAGAGACGCCUCUCUACAUCUUGUUGUAUGGUGGCCUUGGCAUUUCCAUUGGCUUGUGGAUAUGGGGCCGAAGGGUGAUUCAGACAAUAGGCGAGGACCUCACUAAGAUCACAGCUUCCACAGGGUUCACAAUAGAGAUAGGCGCAGCGUUCACGGUUCUGCUGGCCUCAAAGAUUGGCAUCCCCAUCAGCACGACACACUGUAAAGUUGGUUCCGUUGUCUUUGUGGGCUGGGCCAGCUCAUCCAAGCAAGGCGUUGACUGGAAGCUCUUCAGGAACAUAAUCUUCGCGUGGAUGGUAACAGUGCCAAUUGCUGCUGGACUCAGCGCACUGAUGAUGGUGAUUCUGAAAGCUGUUGCACUCUAAACCAGCCUGUUGAUGCCACGCAGUCUCAGUGAGAGAUUGAAGCAAAGGUAACAAGCAUCAUCAUGUUUCUUCAUUCAUCAAGCUAAGAUGAUAAAAAUUAAGUUGAAUACAUGCAUAAGCAGCAAACAUAAUAACUUGUUGGGUGGGGGGGAAUGAAAACAGUACUGCCGUAACAGACUGACCGAGGUUUAUAUGCACUGUUUAAGUAAAGCUCAAUUGUUGGGAUAGUUUGAUAUUUGUUGGUGUUGAUUAAAACAACAUUCGUGAUGUGUUUUCUGUUACUUCAUCCAGCUGCUAGCCUGCCUGGUGUGUGUUCUAUGUGAAAUGAAUGAUAACUUCAGGUUUUGUUAGGAAUUAUAUAAUUUUUGUUUUAUAAAAGGUGUUGAAUGGGGAAAGUUCUGUGAAGAAAUAAAAUAUUUUAAAGAAAUUAUUGCCUUUUUCUUUCUUUUUUUUUUCUUUGUAAAAAAAGACCUGCAAGUAUGUUUCUUGAUUUAAUGAGCUUUUCUUAAGUGAUAAGUUAUUGGAUCAGCACUUAGAGGCUUGUGAUAUAGCACUGUAACAUGCUGCAAUCUUAGAACAGGUGGUAUAAUGCUAAUUUAUAGUAUUGUGCACAAGAACCGGUGAGCAUUGUUUGGUUCAUCUCGCCCGUCAGUAAUCUUAAGAGCAGAGCUCACCAGAUUUUUGAUGUACACACGUCUGCCAACUCUUGGUGCCGCACUUGGGCUCAGUGAGGGCCUAGACUUGUAUCAUAUUGUGAGCAUUUUAUUUCAAGUGUCUGGAACAUGUUUCAGUAAAAAUAUAUGCCAUAAUUUGUACUGUGUUGUGUUUUGAAAUGCAUGAUGAUCAGGAAUGAAGAACUUUUUGAAAAUGUGGUAGCCAAACAUUAUGGUCACCAUGAAAGGGUGCAUCAGAAUUUUCUGUCACCUUGCUGUGACUCUCUCCUCCAAUCAGAGUGCAAGAUAUCUCCCCCCUACUGCCAUACUGUGUCCUAAGCACCUGCAGGACAGGUAUAAGACAUUGGCAAACUGAAUUACAGAGAGGGUUUAAUUGUUAUCACUUCACAGUUUGUUGAUCAUAACGUCUGUGGAUAUGAGUCACAAUUUCCUUUGUUUCAUGUAACAGAGAGAUUGUCAGAAUUGUAAAUUCCAAGUCCCAAAUGCUCAGCAGGAAAUUAUUUGCCAGCUGAAAGGCGACCAUAUUUUUCAACCCCUGGCAGUGAUGGAUGAAUCAUAUGCAUUCAGAAAAUAUCAUGACUGUACAUUUAUUUUGAAUGUGUGUUUUAUUUUUAAGGCUGCGGUCAUGCAUGAUUUAUUCUGGUAAGGUGAGCCAUGUACUUUUCCUAUGAUUUCUGUAGUUUCAGUUUAUAUAAUCUCAGUUUCUAAAGUGGGAUACUAAAUUCUUGCUCAGAUGGGUUCCAAAUUUAAAGUACAACUUGAUGUAUGUGCAGAUUUGUCUGUGUCUGGUCUGAACAUUUGAACUCUAGGGAUGGCAUCAUCCUACGCUUGAUUCAGUGCCCAUGUUAAUCUUUUGGGCUUUCUGCUGCUUCAGCCUCUAAGUCAGUCCUGUCACUUGGCUUUUCAUGUCUCCACACAACCGUCUUAACAAAAAUGCUGCCAGCUAUUCACAUGCCGUCAUUGGUACAGAAAUAAAGACAGGCGCCUGUCUCCUGAACGCACUGCUGAUUUCAUUGAUUCAAGCAGUGCAGUGUGUUGUUGGUAACAAACUGAAGAUGUCAUUGCAGUCAGCAGUUUCCUCGCUGACACUGAAACCUUCAUUUCAGUUAAUAUUUAGGUUGACCUAGGUUUGUUGCCUGGCUGCAGCACAUGGAUCUGUGCAGGGUCACAUAUCCUCAUGACUUUCCAUUUUGUUAGCCAUCCGCUGGAGCCAGGAUGAUAGCUCAGCCAUUUCAGUGAUUGGGUUGCAGGCUGAAUGACAAACGUUGAAUUCCCAGCAGAGGCUACCAUGUCCGCACCAGCUCUAGGGCCACCCAUCUUCCUGGCUGACACUCAUUUCUGUCGGGUGCCGAGGCUAAGGAUACAUGGGGCUAUACCUCAGUACCCCAUUUUUCUUCAUGACAUGCUUAAUUCAAGGAAAACGUUUCUCCCAUUUAGUCCUUAUGCAUUUGUUAAUGCUACCAGUUGAUUUAAUGUUAAAAAUGUUGUCAGUCUAUCAUGCAUACAAGACUUUGUUAGGUUCAAAUUAUCUGGUGGAUUUUUAUUUCAAACAUUGAAAACUGUAAGAAGUGCAUAUAGUGACAAAGCGUUACAAGCUGGAGAUCCUUGCUGAUGUUACGGAAGUGUGUGUUGAUGCAGUAGGUGCAUCUGACUAGAACUGUGAGAAGAGAAUGUUUGCAUUACUGUCUGCUCUGCUAGGGAACUGCCCUGACACCCUAUGUCAUGGGCAGCUGUGUGAUCCUAACAAAUAGGAUGAUCAAAAGUGGAUUUUGCAAAUGCUCCUGUGUUCUUUGGUGUUGAAAAGGUUGGUGUGAACAACACAGGACUGCAGGAAGUGAAACUUUACCAUAUUCAAGCAGCCGGGUGAUAUGUUAUAGCCAUUUUCAUUCCCACUACAAAUCUCUGUAAAUGUUUUUGUGUAAUGCCUCCCCAGCCGUAUAUGUGAUGUACAGAUAUGCCUCAUCUCUUACUGAAGGCAUGUUUGUACUUUUGUUAAUGAAACAGAAAUGAUCACUAGAAUGUGCAUUGUAUGGCAUGUAAGUUUUUUUGUAGAUUUAUUUUUAGUACAUCUAUAGCGCACAAUGAAAUUGUUUGCCCAGAAUUUGUAUUCCUAUUAAUUUUUAGUCAUGUUUAAUCAUAUUUAUUGUAGCUCAUGAUUGCUUCCAAGUUUAAGUGGCUUGAAAUUACACUGGCUGAAAAUUUUUGCUGGCAUGAAACUUGGUUACAACUGAUGCUGAGUUGUUAUGUGAGACUGGCCAUGUACUGUGAAAGCCUGUUACAAAAAUAGACAGUUUUACUCUCAGCAAUCUAUACAAUGCACUGUAAAAUAGGUUCAUAAAGAGUGAAUCAUGUAGCACCUAAGGAGAUGCCCACAAUGCUUGCAGAAUGUGUGCAUGUGUCGGGGUCAGCUGUCAAUGGCAACCUAACCUCAGAGCAAACACAGUUGCACUUAGCAUGAUACACAAACUGCUGCUGUCAUUAGGUGUGCAGCAGAAAGUGCGAUGUGAUAGUGGCAACAUCAGAAGAAACCAUAUGCAUUUUGGACCAAGAUUGCCUCCGAGUUUCCAUUUAAAGUGUAGAAAUGUGAGUGCUGUGGACCUAAUAAAGAAGACAUAUGUAUUGUGCUAUCUUCCCUUGUCCCUUGCCAUUACUUAUGGUAGCCAUGGCAAUUUGAGUUCUCAUCCAAACAUUUUCUUUCUGAUUACAUGAAAAUAUUUUGAAUUACUUGUAUGUUAUAUUGUAGUGUGUUAGCAAAGAAAGUGAUCAUACCUUUUGCAAAGAAUGCUUGCUUGUGACAGUAAUGCGUAAGUCACAUGCUGAGCAAACACGGUUGUUUGGUUUCUCUCUGUGUUCAGAUGGAUAAAACAUGUUUUCUCUGUCGGUGAAAUAAAUGCAACUGUGAGCAUGGCAGCCUGGGUGUGCUGCAGUUAAGCGAGAUCUCAUAUCAUUUGAAAUGGUGCUUGUUUGAGAGAGAAAUGUACAAGAAAUGCAUAUAUGCAGUGUUUCUUCCACGUGCCUGGGCACACAGUCAUUAAUUGCCAUGAAUUAUAUGCUGCCAGUUGUAACCAGGUUUCAUGUUAUAUUCUUAAGUGGCUUUUCAUUGGUACAAGUUUUAACAGUAUUUUACAUUACAUAUAUAUAAUAUAUAGAGCAAUAUGAGGAAAAAAUGGCACUCAUAAUGUUUAAUGUACAUGGUGCAAUUGUGUCUGUAUACAUAGACCAGAGAUCUCUAUACUGCUUGUGCAUCAGUGCAGUCAUUACCUUGAAAACAUUAGUUGCUCGUUAUAAAUGUUUGAAUGGUAGUGCAGCAAAAUAACCAUAUAGCAGCUCAGAAGAAGUAAUGCAGAUUCUCAACCCUAAGCACAGCGGUAACUGUGUGUACCGCCCAUUUUGACACAACUGCAUUUUGUCCACAGAGAGAGUAUGUGUACAUUCUGUAUGAUUCUCAGACUAAAUAGCAAUUACUUCCCUCACAAACUUUUAACCAGUUUGUUUUUGUAAUGGAGACAUUUUUCUGUGCAGUAGGAACAGAAUUUUAUAUGUUCUUCAUAUGAACUUCAAAGGGUUCUGUGUUCGUGCCCAGGUAUGUACUUUUUAUACUGCUUUUCUGAUUUUAACUGCAUCAUUUUCAUGUUUCUUGUGUAGAAUGGAACUGACACUAGAAGAAGUUCCCAGCUGCUCAAUUUUGAAUUUUGUUCCAAAUUCUUCACAGUGAAGUCUUCUUGUCCUGUUCAGCCAGUGGACCUGUUAGCUCCAGCGUCUAUUUCCAGGUUCUGUGCAGUCUUCCAGCAGUUCCCUCGUUGCAGAGUUGUCCUACUCCAGAGGUUUAGAGCAGUGUUUGGCCCCAGUAGGUUGCUCACCUCACCUUCACUGUCCAACGAUGGGAGAACUGCUUCUUUAAGGGGUUCGGACAAGGCCUCAUAUUUAUGACCCCGGGGAAGAGGGUGUUUUGGCUGUGCUCUAGCUCAGGGAGAUAGUCACCUGCUUCUCACCAUGGGUGCAUGGGUUCAGUCCCAGGGCAGUUUUUGUGUUAUUUCUGGUGGGCAGGCUAACACUUUGGUUUCCCGCACCAGUUACCAUGCUACCAAUGCUGCAGUCUGUCAUCUGGGCCAUUACAGUGGGCCAACUUGCAGCCUAAGUGCCAAGCACCCCAGUCUCAUGCCACCAUGAGAAUGAAAAUAUGUCCCAGUAUUUCAAAACCCCCAGAAACCAGACUGCCUGAUGGUUGAUGGGUCCUUACUCAGUUUCUCAGGACUACGCCACCAUGUCUGACAGCCCCUCUUUGUCCACCACCCAAGGGGUACACACCCACGCUAAGGAUUAUAGUGGCCUGCGAGGGCAUGACAGAUAAUCACUAUGUGACUGUAUGUUCAGUAAGAACAUUUAUGGGUCUGAUUCAGAAAUGUUCUGUAUUUUGCCUCGUGUACCAUGGAGGGAAGCAGAGGCACUUGUGUGGGAUUGUGGCAUGUGUUGCUGUCUUGAACAGUUCCACAUUCAGUGGAUGUAACAAGCAUGUAAUGGUGCCCUGCCUCCAUAACCUGUCCUGGCUUUUAAAAUUUGUAGCACUAAAUAGGCAAUGCAAUUCUUGUACCCCCCCCCCUUUGUAGUGUGAUGGUAAGGUGAAAGUGUGGUACAGGUUUGGAAUGAAUGUGUGAUCUUAUGUUACGUGUAUGAGAGGUUACCAUUAAUGGGACAAAGUGUGAUGCAAGAGGUAUAUGAGAUUGCUUGUUAUAUGGAUAUUUUGGUGUAUUACCUAUUGGGCUGUCUGUGCUCAACUGUUUUGCUGUUUAGCAGUUAAGUGUUAACAAACCAUACAUGGUUUACUGGAGAGGUGAUGUAGGAGCAAGUACUUAAAAGAAUUUCUGGUUAGAACUGAAAACUCUUUGUUAGUGCUAAUGAAAGUUUUUUUUAGAACAAGAUGUUGAACUAUUGGCCUUACAACUGUAUCGUAUGUACAUGGCGAAAUGUUUGCAACCUUGAAAUCUCUAUCAAUUAUUGUUACAGUAUUUUAAAUAUGUCAGUUGGUCUCCCCAUUCCCAGAAUAAAAUGUGGAAAUAACA
Cryptotermes secundus is the source of this 8831-nucleotide messenger RNA. Its product is annotated as sodium-dependent phosphate transporter 1-A. The transcript is spliced from 14 exons. Gene Ontology annotation, biological process: phosphate ion transmembrane transport. Gene Ontology annotation, molecular function: phosphate transmembrane transporter activity. Bases 1184 to 3097 code for a protein of 637 amino acids. NCBI's taxonomy places the organism in Eukaryota, Metazoa, Arthropoda, Insecta, Blattodea, Kalotermitidae. The record is from RefSeq and is a predicted model, not a curated record. Gene Ontology annotation, cellular component: membrane.